AUCAAUGAAAUUGACCCAAAACAGAAUUCUGCUCAAUAUUCAUCAUUACGUCGCCUAAUUUAUUUGCCUUUUUCAUUAUUUAAUAUUAUUUCAGCAAUUUAUUUGAUACCCAUCAAUUUUUAUCUAAACCAUCGGUCCCCGAAUUUGUGAAAAAAUUUCAUCUUUCUGUUCAAUAAAGCUUCAUUUUUCUUUUUCAUUAACAUUGUUAUAUUUAGUUAUUUAUAGUUCUGUGGAGCUCACACACAAUCUGCUGAAUUAUAUAACAAUUUCUGCGUGUGGGUUUUCUUGAAGCAUAAGACAAUGGCUACAUUUCUAGUGUGAAUUGCUAUAUAAUAUUGUUGGAGAAGUUUAGAGAAGUUUGCUGCUAUUACCUAUUAAUGUCUUUAAAUUAGGCAUUUUCUUUUGCUGUAGUUGUAGUUUGUUGUUGGUUAUUGGCUGAUUGUAUGCCCAUGACAUCAGUAUUGUCUUUCCGUGUAUGUCCUAGUUUUCCCAGUAAUUUAGGUUAUAAACAUGGGCUGGGAGGUAGGGUUAUGUGUAAUUUAGAUGGUGAUAAUUCAACAGCCUUAUAUCCAGGUAGUGUUAGUGUGAGUGGUGCUCCUGUUGUUAAGGAAAGUGAGAAAUUUGGGUCCUCAGUUGCUGGAGGAAACGGGCAUGUAGGCGGCUUUGGCGGAGAGAAAGAUAGGGACAAAAGAAAAGAUUCCGCGCAAUUAGAAGUGCUAUGGGAUGAUGGGUUUGCGUCUGCAAGCAUGAAGGAUUAUCUUGAUAUUGCUAAAGACAUGACUAAGCCUGAUGGUGGACCACCUAGGUGGUUUUCCCCUGUAGAAUGUGGGCGCCCUUUGAAGGGUUCUCCUUUGCUUCUGUUUUUGCCUGGUAUGGAUGGAGUUGGGUUGGGCCUCAUUAUGCACCAUAGGGCCCUGGGGAAGGUAUUUGAGGUUCAGUGUUUGCAUAUUCCUGUUUAUGAUAGGACACCAUUUGAAGUGCUGGUGGACAUUGUUGAAGAAGUAGUUCAGAAGGAGCAUGCUUCAUCUCCAAACAAGCCCAUUUAUCUGGUCGGAGAUUCCCUUGGAGGAUGUCUAGCUCUUGCUGUUGCUGCUCGUAAUCCGAUGAUCGACUUGGUUUUAAUACUUGCUAAUCCUGCAACAUCAUUGGAGAUGAGCCAGCUUAAACCAUUGUUUCCUAUCUUGGAAGCAUUGCCGGAUGAGCUUCACAAUGCAGUUCCAUAUCUCCUUAGUUUUGUCAUGGGUGAACCAGUGAAGAUGGCAAUGGUCAAUGUUGACAAGAAGCUUCCUCCUAGUCCAACGAUUCGACAAUUGUUUGAAAAUCUCACUGCUUUGCUGCCACGCCUGUCUGUUAUAUCUGAUCUCAUUCCCAAGGACUCACUUGUUUGGAAGCUUAAGCUGCUCAAAUCAGCUGCUGCAUAUGCCAAUUCUCGACUGCAUGCUGUCAAAGCUGAAGUGCUUGUGCUUGCUAGCUUAAAGGAUAACAUGCUUCCUAGUGCUGAUGAAGCAAAAAGACUUUCUAGGUUGCUGAAGAAUUGUGAAGUUCGAACUUUCAAAGAGAAUGGGCAUACUCUUUUGCUGGAAGAUGGCAUUAAUCUGCUUACUGUCAUCAGAGCCACUGGAAAAUAUCGUCGUUCAAGGAGGCUGGAUUAUGUCACUGACUUCGUACCUCCAAGUCUGUCAGAGUUUAAAUAUGGAUUUGAUCAAUAUAGUGGAUGGCUUCAGAAUUAUACCAGUCCUGUGAUGCUCUCAACUUUAAGAGAUGGAACAAUAGUGCAAGGUCUCAGUGGGGUGCCGAGUGAGGGUCCCGUCUUACUAGUAGGUUAUCAUAUGUUGAUGGGUUUGGAGCUCUCUGGCCUUAUUGAAGCAUUUCUAAGGGAGAAAAAAAUUAUGGUUCGAGGUUUAGCUCAUCCUGCAUUAUUUGCUGCAAGCUCUUCAAAUAAAGAAUUGUCAUAUUUUGAUUACACGAGAGUAUUUGGUGCAGUACCUGUGACUGCUAGCAACUUCUUUAAAUUGUUUUCAACAAAGUCACACAUACUUCUUUAUCCUGGUGGAGCACGUGAGGCUCUACAUUACAGGGGUGAACAAUACAAGUUAAUUUGGCCUGAUCGACCUGAAUUUGUACGAAUGGCUGCAAAAUUUAAGGCCACAAUUGUACCUUUUGGAGUUGUUGGAGAAGAUGAUAUAGCAGAGUUGGUCCUUGACUAUAAUGACUUAAUGAGAAUUCCUGUUGUGAAUGAUCUUAUUCGAAAAAGUGCUGAUGACAACGGAAGAGUGAGAACCAGUGAUGAGGGGGAAGUUGGGAAUGAAAACCUCUUCUUUCCUGGACUUUUGCCGAAAAUACCCGGUCGCUUUUACUAUCUUUUCGGUAAGCCGAUUGAAACUCAAGGGAAAGAAGAAAUCCUGCAAAAUAGAAAGAGUGCAGAAGAAAUGUAUCUGCAGAUUAAAUCUGAAGUAGCUUCAAGUAUAGAUUAUUUACUUAAGAAGAGAGAAGAGGAUCCUUACAGAAAUAUUAUUGACAGAACCAUCUAUAAGUUGUUUUCUACAACUGCACAAGAUGUGCCAUCCUUUUCCCCAGAAACAAAGAGGGAACUAUAAGGUACUCAUAAUUUUGACUGUAUGAUAUAAUAAUGUCUAUAUUCAAUAUUCCAUUAUUUUAUAAUAUUUAAUAGCAUUUUUUUCCAAA
Messenger RNA from Beta vulgaris subsp. vulgaris (sugar beet), 2685 nucleotides. RefSeq names its product phytyl ester synthase 1, chloroplastic. The transcript is spliced from 13 exons. Lineage: Eukaryota; Viridiplantae; Streptophyta; Magnoliopsida; Caryophyllales; Amaranthaceae. The coding region runs from base 444 to 2597 and encodes 717 amino acids. Gene Ontology annotation, cellular component: membrane. The record is from RefSeq and is a predicted model, not a curated record.